Spathaspora passalidarum NRRL Y-27907 is the source of this 870-nucleotide messenger RNA. RefSeq lists its product as uncharacterized. The coding region runs from base 1 to 870 and encodes 289 amino acids. NCBI's taxonomy places the organism in Eukaryota, Fungi, Ascomycota, Pichiomycetes, Serinales, Debaryomycetaceae. Gene Ontology annotation, molecular function: urate oxidase activity. Gene Ontology annotation, biological process: purine nucleobase catabolic process; urate catabolic process. The transcript has a single exon. The record is from RefSeq and is a predicted model, not a curated record. Gene Ontology annotation, cellular component: peroxisome.
AUGCUCAUCUCUAGCACCUACGGUAAAUCCAAUGUCAAAUUCCUUAAAGUUCACCGAAUUGAUGAAACAAAACACAACAUAAUUGAAGCUAAUGUUGAAGUACUUCUUCGUGGGAGCUUCGAUAUUGCUUAUACCAAAGGAGACAACACGCCCAUCGUCCCUACUGAUACCGUCAAGAAUACUAUUUUAGUAUUGGCUCAGAAAGAGAAUACGUGGCCCAUUGAAAGAUUUGCUGCUACUUUGGUAAAUCAUUUUGUCAACAAGUAUGAACAAGUUGGCGGUGUUGAAGUCAAGAUUGUUGAGAAUAGUUGGAGUAGGAUCGGUGAUCAUCCUCAUUCCUUUCAGCAUGAGGGUCCAGAAACAAGGCGUACUGUAUUGGAUUAUGAGAAAGCACUGGGGAAGUUGCAAUUGGCUAGCUCAAUUAAUGGAUUGACUUUGUUGAAAUCUACUGGGUCAAUGUUUUACGGAUACAAUGUAUGUGAUUUCACCACGUUGAAGCCAACCUAUGAUAGAAUAUUAUCUACUGAUGUUGACGUUAGUUGGAGGUACGAUCCUGAUAUGAUAUCUACACUUGGUUUAAUUGAGAAAUAUGCCGAUUCUGGGUUGUUUGAUGAUGCUUAUACCAAAGCUAGAAACACAACUUUGGAUAUUUUCUGUGAGGAGAAAUCCGCUUCGGUUCAAGCAACCAUGUACAACAUGUCACAAAAGAUUUUACAGUUGGUUAAGGAAGUAGCUGAUGUCAGUUAUGAAUUGCCUAACAAACAUUACAUAUUGUAUGAUUUGAAAUGGAAAGGAAUUGACAAUGAUGUUCUUUUCUAUCCUUCUCCUGAUCCCAAUGGUCUUAUCAAAUGUACUGUUGGUAGGAAUUAG